Brassicogethes aeneus is the source of this 2275-nucleotide messenger RNA. Lineage: Eukaryota; Metazoa; Arthropoda; Insecta; Coleoptera; Nitidulidae. The record is from the annotation of a GenBank genome assembly.
ACCUAACCUAAUAUUUAGAUGAUCUGUCAGAUUGCGAGUUUCCUAAAAUCGUCGAUUGCAAAUUUCGACGAGCCAAAACGAUGUGAUAAUUACAUACAGGACAAAGUAUGUAACAGCUGUGUGUAACCGGUUUUCGAGCACAGAAUCGGCAAAAAUGGAGGGCUUGUACAUUCCCAAAAGAAGCAAACCAUGGAAAACAAAAUUAAAAAAGGCCAUAUUUAUUAUUUUGAUUACACUGUUCAUUUUAUUGCUCAUAGCACUUAUAGCAGUGUUUGUUGUAUUACCACUCGUAUUUAUGAAUAGCCUUAGCUUGCAGAAGAAAAUUGUAUUCACAAACUCUGAUUUAAAUAGCAAUAAAGAAUUUUAUGAAACAUUUCCUCAACCAGGGUUCAAAAACCGUUAUAUUAUAGUCAAAGAUUUAAAUGGCUCAACAAACGUAUCCAUAGGUCUUUGGCAAAUGUUGCCAACUUCUGUUACAUUAGAUUUGUAUGAUGAUUAUGCAAUCGACUACGAUUAUAUGCUCAAAAACAGCACACAUGAUAUUCUAAUAUACUUUCAUGGCACUGGAGAAUCUCGUGACGAUUCUGUACUUAAAUACAGAGUUUUCAGGCAUUAUUUUCAAGUCAUAGCCUUUGAUUACAGAGGUUAUGCUGACUCUACCCGAGCCGAUUUAACCGAGGCAUCAGUUGUUAGUGAUUGCAUUCAAAUUUAUAAAUGGGUUUUGGAGCAAACAAAUGCCAAAAUUUUUGUCUACGGACACUCUCUAGGUACAGCUUUAGCUACAAGAAUGAUUGCUCAUCUUUCAAAGGAAAAUAUUAGUCCUGUUGGAUUAAUUUUGGAAAGUCCUUUUACUAGCUUUUUGGAGGAAAUUGCCGAACAUAAAUAUGGAAAACUCUUUGCAUGGUUGCCAUAUUUCAAGGCGACCAUUAUUAACCCCCUUGAAAAGAACGGUUUUACAUUUGACACCAAAAAGUACAUACUCAAUACAACUUGUCCAAUAAUGUUUUUACAUGCUGAGGAUGAUGAUAUUGUGCCAAUUAAAUUUACAAAUAAACUUAGUGAAUUAGCAAACUUGAGGCCAAAUUCAACUGUGGUAGUCAACAAAUUCGAUGCUAAAUUUGAAUAUAAUCAUUACUCUAUUUAUAAGAAUCAAUUUUAUGAAUAUAUGGUUGCUCCUGGAUUAAUAACGACGAUAAUUUUACCAACUGAACUGAUAUCGAAAAAGAAUUACAGCAUAGCAGAGUUACCAGGUGUAAACAAUUUCUAUGUUAAAGUUAAUGAAAAAGAAAACAUUACGUUGGGAGUGUGGGAAAUUUUGCCCAGGUCAAUUUUAAGGGAUGCCAUGAAUAAUAACGAAUACGACUACGAGAGAAUUUUAAAAGAUAACAAUCAAAAUGUUUUAAUUUAUUUACACGGAAAUGCAGCUGAUAGAACUGAGUUUGCUCCAUUAUAUAAUAUUUUAAGGGAGGAUUUCCAUAUUUUCGCCGUAGACUACAGAGGUUAUGGAGAUUCCUUCAAAGGAGAAAUGACGGAGACAAAAAUGGUGGACGAUAUUUUCCAAUUUUACAAGUGGCUUCAUAAUAAAACAAGCUCAAAUAUUUACGUGUGGGGUCAUUCGUUGGGCACUGCCAUAGGAACCCAUUUAGUCUCAAACUUGAAAAACGAUAAUUUAACGACUACCGGGCUCAUUUUGGAGGCCCCUUUCACGUCUGUACCUGAAGUUGUAAGUAACCAUACCGUUUCCAAGCUAAUCAGUUGGGUGCCGUGGUACGAAUGGACCAUUUUGGACCCGUUCGUGGAUAACGAUAUAGCUUUCCAAACGGAAAAGUAUGUUACCAACGUCGACUGUCCCAUCAUGAUAUUGCAUUCCAAAGAUGACUCUAUCAUCUCCUAUCUAUAUGCUACAAGGCUAUUUGAAAUUGCACAAAACAACAGGGAUUUUUCCACUCAAGGGGUUGUUAGAUAUCAUCUGUUUCCUGAGGAUAGUGGAUAUGAUCAUAUGGAAAUAUACAAGGAACCAUUUUUGAUUAAACUUGUUGAGAACUUUAUUGAAGAUUGUGAAAAAUUUAAGAAGCACAAGUGGGUACAAUGAACGGACUGUUUCAUUGUUUUUAAUCUGCCAAAUUUAUACAAUUUAACUUGUAUGAAGGAACACAUAGACGGACAAAAAAUUACAUUAAAAACAAAACUUUUAUAUUUUGUUUAGAUUUUAGUUGUUAGCUCACUGGGUUUAGUUUAAAUUAAAUAUUUAAAUUUAAACUUGCCAAAUUUUAUA